AUGGAAAAUCUUCAAUCGAAAAAGCAGGCUUCGGCUAUGGAACUUGAGAGCCACCGGCAAUCACCACCGAUGCCUAGCCCAGUUAAAAAUAUAAUAUUUGUGGCAUCUAUUGCAGCCGGGGUCCAAUUCGGGUGGGCCCUACAACUCUCCCUCCUGACCCCAUACGUACAGCUCCUUGGCGUCCCCCACACCUGGUCCUCCUUCAUAUGGCUUUGCGGCCCCAUCUCCGGAAUGCUUGUCCAGCCCGUCGUCGGCUACUACAGCGACCGAUGCACCUCCCGUUUUGGCCGCCGACGCCCCUUCAUCGCCGCCGGCGCUGGCCUCGUAGCCGUCGCCGUAGUCCUCAUCGGCUACGCCGCUGACUUCGGCCACCUCUUCGGCGACUCCUACACUAAAUCGCCGAAAACUGGCGCCGUCGCCAUCUUCGUCAUUGGAUUCUGGAUCCUCGACUGCGCCAAUAACACACUCCAAGGCCCCUGCCGUGCCUUUCUUGCCGACCUCUGCGCCGGCAACCAAAGUAAAACCCGAAUGGCCAACUCCUUAUUUUCCUUUUUCAUGGCCGUCGGCAAUGUCCUCGGCUACGGCGCCGGGUCCUAUACUAAACUUUACCGUAUAUUCCCUUUCACAAGAACCCAUGCAUGUGAUCUCUACUGUGCAAAUCUCAAAAGCUGUUUUUUUCUCUCCAUUUUAUUGUUACUAUUCUUAACAAUAUCAGCCCUGUGUUUAGUACGUGAACAGCCGGUAAAUACCGUUGAAGUGAAGGAGAGCAACGGGAAGGGGAGUAGGUUACCAUUUUUCGGGGAAAUAUUCGGUGCGGUGAAGGAGUUAAAAAGGCCAAUGUGGAUCCUACUGGCGGUGACGUGUAUUAAUUGGAUUGCUUGGUUUCCCUACUUGUUGUACGACACUGAUUGGAUGGGGAAGGAGGUGUACGGAGGGAAGGUUCACCAGAAGAUUUACGAUCGUGGUGUGCGUGCGGGUGCAUUAGGGCUGGUGCUGAACUCGGUAGUGUUGGGGGUCAUGUCCCUCUCGGUGGAGUUCUUGUCGCGUAAGCUUGGUGGCGCGAAGCGCUUGUGGGGUGUUGUCAACUUUAUAUUGGCCAUCGGCUUAAUGUUGAUGGUGUUGGUCUCCAAAUUGGCUGACUCUUCGCGGCGUUUCCCGCCCGGUGGUGGUAACGAGCCUCUGCCGCCUUCUGCCGGUAUUAAGAGCGGUGCAUUAGCUAUAUUUGCGUUAUUGGGCAUUCCUCUCGCGAUAACUUUCAGCAUUCCCUUUGCUUUGGCAUCCAUAUAUUCUAACACUGCUGGAUCAGGACAAGGUCUUUCUCUUGGAGUUCUGAAUAUUGCAAUAUGUGUACCGCAAAUGUUCGUAUCCGUAGUUAGUGGACCGUGGGAUGCUCUCUUUGGUGGCGGUAACCUACCCGCAUUUGUCGCGGGGGCAUUUUUUGCAGUUGUAAGCGGCGUGUUGGCAUUGACCAUGCUCCCAUCCCCAACUCCAAAUGAUCAAUCUGCAAAAAUGCCAACCGUUGCUUCAUUUCAUUGAAGCAAAUAUCUUUAUUUAGGAGCUAAUUAACUCUUUUUUUUUUUUUUUUUUUCAAACGGUUGUUGGGUUUUUCAGUUUUUCGGCUUUCUAUUCGAGAGAGUGGCUAUUUCUUUGUGUAGACUUGGUACUUGGUUAUAAUACUAUAGGGAGCUUCGUUUAAUUGUGUUUUUAUUUACAUUAUUACUUAAUUGUAAUGUGAAAUAGCUUUUGUGCUUUUGCAUAUUUCAUCGACUACAAAACAUUAGAUUGACCAAUGUUUAUCCAUUUUUUCCUCUUAAACUAUACUCCAUAUAUCUAUAAUCUAUUAAAUAUCUAUAUGCUAUUUUUUUUUUUUUUUUUAAUAAUA
Cornus florida is the source of this 1882-nucleotide messenger RNA. RefSeq names its product sucrose transport protein SUC8-like. Gene Ontology annotation, biological process: sucrose transport; transmembrane transport. Gene Ontology annotation, cellular component: vacuole; plasma membrane. The transcript is spliced from 5 exons. The record is from RefSeq and is a predicted model, not a curated record. Gene Ontology annotation, molecular function: sucrose:proton symporter activity. The coding region runs from base 1 to 1536 and encodes 511 amino acids. Lineage: Eukaryota; Viridiplantae; Streptophyta; Magnoliopsida; Cornales; Cornaceae.